Phymastichus coffea is the source of this 4177-nucleotide messenger RNA. RefSeq names its product protein jagged-1b (gene Ser). The transcript is spliced from 6 exons. Gene Ontology annotation, molecular function: Notch binding; calcium ion binding. The record is from RefSeq and is a predicted model, not a curated record. Gene Ontology annotation, cellular component: membrane. Lineage: Eukaryota; Metazoa; Arthropoda; Insecta; Hymenoptera; Eulophidae. The coding region runs from base 409 to 4095 and encodes 1228 amino acids. Gene Ontology annotation, biological process: Notch signaling pathway; cell communication; multicellular organism development.
CAGGUGCGUGUGUGUUUUUUCGUCUUUCUGUCACGUGCUACUGAUAUUCACCUGUUGCGCCGUCGCUGCCAAAAGAAAAGGAAAAAAACGAGAAAAAAGUGUGAUAGGUCAGAUAAGCCUGCCUGCCCCUUCCAAAAAUAGUGCUGGAUUCGAUUUCUGUCAGUGUUGUGGUGAAAGCAAGAAGAAGCAGAAGUGUUUUGUAUUUGAUAAAAAAAAGUGAGCCAGAAGCGAGCUUUUCGAUUGGUUGGUUGUUUGUUGUGUCGGUCGAGGAGGCCGCUGUGUCUCGCUAGCGGAACACGCGGCCCGCAAAGGGGAAGGAAAGAAGCUGCGAGUGCAACGGCAAGCAGCAACAACAGAACAACGACAAGUGGUGAUGCGGUAGUCGUGGGUUAAGCCCCGAGGGAAGCCAUGAGGACGGCCGCCGCCUACGUCCUGCUUCUUGCCCACCUCAUACAGGCGACAACCGGUAGCGGUUACUUCGAGGUGCAAAUCCUCUCACUGACGAACAACCGUGGCACCCUAGUGGACGGCCGCUGCUGCGGCGGAGGUAGCAGCAGUCCUAGCAACAAUGGCGGGGGCGGUACCACGCGAAGUAUCAGCUCGUCGCCGACAACGAAUCUUGAGCAAGCAAGUCAACCCAAGUAUCACGUGGGACCAUGCACGACACCGUGUACCACGGCAUUCUGGUUGUGCCUCAAAGAGUACCAGUCCAACGUAACAGCCAUCGGCUCGUGUAGCUUCGGCAACGUAUCUAGUCAUGCCCUCGGCCAGAACACAUUCACCCUCACCGAACCCGUCACCCUUCAGCUACACUUCACUUUCAGAUGGACGAGACAAUUCACGUUGAUCCUGCAAGCGAGAGACGAAGGAAGUGGCGGUGUAGUGGAGGAGGCAAGUUACAGCGGCAUCGUAUUGCCCGGACCCUCGUGGCACACGCUCAAUCAUCAGGGCAGAAACGCUCAUCUCGCUUACCGGGUUAGAGUACAGUGCGCUGAUCAUUACUACAACGCUACCUGCACCAAGUUCUGUAGGCCGCGAAAUGAUAUUUUUGGCCAUUACACCUGCGAUGAGAACGGCGAUAAAGCUUGCAUCGAGGGAUGGAAAGGCGUCGACUGUGAAACUGCUGUGUGCAAGGAAGGUUGCCAUCCAGUACACGGCCACUGCAACGUGUCAGGCGAGUGUAAGUGUCGACAUGGUUGGCGAGGAGAAUUGUGCGACCAGUGCACCCCAUACCCAGGCUGCAAGCACGGCUACUGUAACGGCUCUAGUUGGCAAUGUAUUUGCGACACUAAUUGGGGCGGUAUACUAUGCGAUCAAGACCUCAACUACUGCGGCACUCACGAGCCUUGCCAAAACGGCGGUACGUGCGAGAACACUGCACCCGAUCAAUAUCGAUGCACCUGUCCCGAAGGUUUCUCCGGGCCAACUUGCGAGAAGGUCGACAAUCCUUGUGCUUCCAAUCCAUGCUUGAACGGGGCAACGUGUACGGAGGAUGGAGAAGUCGCGGUGUGUAAUUGCACCGAAGGUUUCGCUGGACAAUUCUGUGCUACGGACAUCGACGAGUGCGCGUCACAGCCGUGCCUCAAUGGCGGUGUCUGCGUGGAUGGAAAGAAUACCUUCACCUGCAAUUGUCCCUCAGCUUGGCAAGGAACCACAUGUCAAUUCGAUGUCGACGAGUGUGCUCUCAAGGAGUCGCCAUGCAAGAAUUCCAUAACCUGCUACAACCACGCUGGAGACUACACGUGUAAAUGUCGAAGCGGCUUCACGGGCAAGAAUUGCACGAAAAACAUCGACGACUGCGUGGGCCAGUGUCAGCACGACGCGCUGUGCAUCGAUCUGGUGAACGACUAUCAUUGUUCGUGCUCGGCCGGUUACGCGGGUAAAGACUGCGAGGUCGACAUCGACGAGUGCGCCUCGAAGCCAUGCCUCAACGGCGGCGAAUGCCGUGACCUCGUCAACGGUUACGAAUGCGUCUGUCCGGUCGGCUACACCGGCAACCAGUGCGAGAUCGAUCGCGACCACUGCACGCCAAAUCCAUGCAAGAACCUGGCACAGUGCUUCAACACGCAAACGGACUAUUACUGCCACUGCCCGGCACACUGGCAAGGCAAGAACUGCUCCGAGCCAGCGAUCCACAAUCCAAUGUUCGGACUACUGGACGACACUCUGGGCUGCGGUAACGAAGGCACGCCGUGCUCCGGGCGCGGCAGAUGCGGCAACGGCCAGUGCAUCUGCGACGCGGGCUACGCGGGAGUUCACUGCCACGAGAACAUCAACGACUGCCGCGGCAAUCCGUGCCUGAACGGCGGCACCUGCGUGGACUUGGUCAAUUCGUUCCAGUGCAUCUGUCGAGAAGGCUGGACUGGCGAUCUGUGCGAUCAAGACGUGGACGAGUGCUCGACCAAUCCGUGCCGCAACAACGGUACUUGCGUAGACGGCGUGGCGGACUUCAGCUGCAUCUGCCGCAACGGCUGGAAAGGCAAGACCUGCGCGCUGCGAGGCGGACACUGCGAGCCCGGCACUUGUCGCCACGGCGGCACCUGUCAGGAUCACGGCGACGGCUUCACUUGCCACUGUCCGCUCGGCUGGGAAGGGGCCGCCUGCCACAUCGCCUCGCCCGCCUGCGCCUCCAGCCCCUGCGAGAACGGCGCCACUUGCGUCAACACCGCCGACGGCGGCUAUCGGUGCAUCUGCCGCGAGGGCUUCGAGGGCGCCAACUGUCGCCGCGACGUCGACGACUGCCAGGCGCUGCCUUGCCUCAACGGGGGACGCUGCGUGGACGGCGUCAACUGGUUCAGGUGCGAGUGCGCCGCGGGAUUCACGGGCCCCGACUGCCGCAUCAACGUCAACGAGUGCGCCAGCAGCCCCUGCGCCAGCGGCGCCACCUGCGUCGACGGCAUCGCCAGCUACUCGUGCUUCUGCCCGCCCGGUCGUACGGGCAGCCACUGCGAGAUCCGCAUCGCCGGCGGCCCCGGCUGCCUGGCCGCGAGCUGGGACGACGACUGCAACGUCUGCGAGUGCAGGAACGGCAAGACUCAGUGCAGCAACGUCUGGUGCGGCCCUGGCAACUGUCUGAACGGCACGUCGUGCUUGGCGCACGAGGUGUGCGUGCCGUCGCCCGGCGAAAGUUGCCUGGUGCCGUCGUGUCCGCCGUGGGGCGAGUGUCGACCGGUGGAAACGGGCAGGAGAGUUGGCCCGCCGGCACUGCCCGCGCCUCCGUCCUGCUGGCCUGGACAAGCCACGACCGGGCCGACCUGCUCAAGACUGACCAUUCUGCUGAGGAGAGACUCUCUGUCGUCGGGCACCUCGGUGGAGGUGCUCUGCCGGCGACUGCGACGGCUGCUGGCGGACCCGCGACGACCUCAGUCCGUGGUGUUGCUGUGCGACCUCAAGCCCGGCGACAACGACACCAUCGAGGUGACCAUAUUCUCCGAGGCGGCGUCCGCGGCGGCGCGCGACCUCGGCGAAGCCCUCAGCAGACCGCUCGGCAGGCCACUCGCCCUGGCUUCGGUGCUCGAAGUCAAGGUCGAGACGGCCUUGCUGAGCAGCGACGCGACCAUUGCUGGAAGCAACGGUGGGGGCUACUUUGCUCUACUCGGGGGAGUUCUUGCGACGAUACUCCUGCUGCUGGUACUCACGGGACUCUGGUACAUCAGGCAGUCGAGACAGAGGUCGGGAUUGACGGCGACUACGAGCAGCGAGACCUCGCUACACAGGCACCGGAGUGACCUCGACGAGAAGUCAAACAAUUUGCAAAACGAGGAAAAUCUCAGAAGAUACGCCAAUCCGCUGAAAGAGCAAGAUGCCGAGCCAAGAGUUUCAGUCGUCAGACCGCUUUCUGGUGCGACCUUGGGUCCUUUGGGACUCGCCGAGGAGAGCUUGGAGAUGGUCAGCGAGGACGCCAGACAUAGGCUACCGCCGCUGUAUAAGCCACCCUGUGCCGAGAUGAAGAACAACACGGCAAGUUUUAGUUACGACAGUCCGCUCAAACCGUACAAUAAGCCUAGAUUGCAGGAGCCCGCGUACAAUACCAUGCAGUACCAACCAGGCACGAGUCAAGCGAAUCCACAUCAGAUGAUGACGGUGCACGUCUGAAAGUGAGAACAGUGCUAUUCGAGUGCUUCAUGUGAAAACUCUUGUUUUUUUAUCAUAAUAUACAUUCGCGAGUGGAUUUUUG